UAAGGAAGUCACAGCUGAGUUGUGUCCAAAUCUUGAGUCAAUCUUUCCAGCUUCUAUUGCCAAAGGUCUUUUUCGGCUUCAAACAUUGCGUAUUUCUGAUUGUGGGAUAGAAUACAUUGUUGGUAAGGAGGAAGGAUUGGAGACGGCACCACCUAAAUUCCAAUUCCAUCAAUUGGAUAUGAUAAUACUCCGAAACAUGAUCAACUUUGUGAGUUUCUAUCAAGGACUUCAUACCUGUAGUUUUCCUUUAUUAACAACUUUAAUUGUCAGCCAGUGUAUGAAACUGAAGGUUAUUGCUCCGGAGUUCUUCAACGUUCAAGAAACGCAUGGCUCUGUGGACAUAGAUACAUUAUAUGGACGAUUUAGAAUCCGAUACAAUGCUAGUGGAAUAGAAUAUUAUGUAGGAGAGUUAAUUCUAGAAGGAUUGCCAAAGUUGACGCAGUUGAUGGAUGAGAGCUCGCAGGACCAUACUUCCUUUCAAAAUUUUAUAAUUUUACGAGUUCGGGAUUGUAACAUGUUGAAGAACUUAGUCCCAUCCUCAAUAUCAUUUCAAAAUUUAGAAAUGCUGACAGUCUCUCGGUGCCAUGGAAUGCUAAAUUUAAUAUCUUCCCAAACUGCCAAAAGCAUGAACCGUCUGAAAGAGAUGAAGAUAAGUGCUUGCCAAAGAUUGACGGAAAUUAUCUCAGAUCAGCUGGAAGGUGAUCAUGAUACAGAAAGUGGUGAAAUUGUUUUGAGCGGAUUGAAAACUUUGGAAAUUUAUAUGCUACCAAGCCUCACAAGCUUCAAUUUAGGGAAAUAUAUGAUAGGAUUUCCAGAGUUGGAAAGUCUAGUUGUAAAUGGGUGCUCUGAGAUGCAAUGUUUCUCUGUUCAUGGUAUUAUAAGCACCCCAAAACUGAAUGAACUUCGACUGGAUGGUAAGACAACCAAGAGAGUCGACAACAACACCAUAGAUAUUAAUAGCAUCAUAAAACAUCACUUCAAGAACCAAGCAGGUUAUUGUGGAGACUAAUGGCUCAUUGGGAACUCCAUGCCUCAAGAAAUAUGGCUCGGAAAGGAGGUAUAAUAUUAAACAACAAGUAUAUUUAAAUUAGCUUUACACAAAUUUAUUAUUAUUGAAAAACAUUUAAGUGGGAUACAUUUCUAUUACAUUUAUCCUUAUAGAGUAUUAAUUUAAUCAUGAUCCUUUAGAAAAAUGAAUAUAUUUAAUUAUAAUUUCUAUUCUUGGAUUACUGCAGAUACAUGUUGAUGGCAGAAUUUGAACUUUAUCAUCACAUAUUUGUACAUUCUAAGAUCUAUUCCAUUUUUCUACAUUAAGCCUUCUCAGAGUAGCCAAAAAAC
Molecule: messenger RNA, 1338 nt
Organism: Ziziphus jujuba (common jujube)
Lineage: Eukaryota; Viridiplantae; Streptophyta; Magnoliopsida; Rosales; Rhamnaceae
Exons: 3
Coding region: 179-1009 (276 amino acids)
Source: RefSeq, a predicted model, not a curated record